Anopheles aquasalis is the source of this 570-nucleotide messenger RNA. Its product is annotated as cuticle protein 18.6-like. Gene Ontology annotation, cellular component: extracellular matrix. NCBI's taxonomy places the organism in Eukaryota, Metazoa, Arthropoda, Insecta, Diptera, Culicidae. The record is from RefSeq and is a predicted model, not a curated record.
AUGUUGCGUUUUGUGAGUCUGCUUGCGCUGAUUGCUGUGGCUGCUGCCGGAUACGGUCAUUCGGAGGGGCGUGUGACGAAGUACGCAACGCGAAAGAUCUUCCACCACGAGCCGCACCAUGAUGUGGCAGAGGAACCGAAAGCUCAUCAUGCUGCCGCGGCAGAACACCAUCACCAGGCAGCGGAGGAGCAUGAUCAUUUCCACGAUUUCUACGCACCGAUCAACUACAAGUUCGAGUAUGGCGUGAAGGAUCCUCACACCGGUGAUCACAAGACACACUGGGAGGAACGGGAUGGUGAUGUGGUGAAGGGUGCAUACACGAUCCUGGAUGCCGACGGUAGCUCCCGGUUGGUCGAGUAUACGGCCGAUCCGCACCAUGGAUUCAACGCGGUGGUGAAGAAGAUCGAGCACGCACACAUUCCGGCGAAGGAGGUUCAUCCGGCACCGGUUGAGGAUCAUCACGAGCAGAAGCAUCACGAUCAUGGGGAGCAUGCUGUACAGCAUAAUGUCCAGCAUCAUUACCAUCACGAUCAUCACAGUGGCUAUGGGCAUGGUAGCAGCUACCACUGA